Pectinophora gossypiella (pink bollworm) is the source of this 1626-nucleotide messenger RNA. RefSeq lists its product as uncharacterized. The coding region runs from base 401 to 1477 and encodes 358 amino acids. The transcript has a single exon. NCBI's taxonomy places the organism in Eukaryota, Metazoa, Arthropoda, Insecta, Lepidoptera, Gelechiidae. The record is from RefSeq and is a predicted model, not a curated record.
AAUUGCAGAUAAAGUCAGUCCUAUCUUAGCUAAAUUUAUUAACCUAUCAGUGUCUAGUCAUAUAUUUCCUAAUAAAUUAAAAGAGUCCUUGGUUCGUCCAGUCCAUAAAAAGGGUGAUCGUAAGAAUUUUAACAAUUAUAGACCUAUAGCAAUAUUAUCAAGUAUUGACAAAAUAUUUGAAAAAUGUGUUGUCAAUCAGGUCGCAUCUUUUCUACAAAAAAAUAGUAUAUUAAAUAGAAGUCAGCAUGGUUUUCAAAAAAACAAAAGUACAAAUACGUUAUUGUCAAAUUUCACAGAUGAAAUAAAUACAUACUUAGAAGAUAAGAAGUUUGUUGUUGCUAUAUUCUACGAUUUUAAAAAGGCGUUUGAUACACUCGAGACGAAUACCCUUUUGAAUGGAAUGGACGAAUGCGGUGUGAGCAAACCGUUGAACGAUUGGUUUCGUGAUUAUCUCUCAUCGCGCUCUUAUCGUGUUAAACUGGGCGACACACUUAGCGACGAGAGUAAAGUGAAUUGCGAGGUACCACAAGGGUCAAUCUGUGGGCCGGUGUGCUAUCUCAUGCACGUCAACAGCCUAUGUGGCGUCCUACGCCAUUGCUCAGCCCAUAUGUUUGCUGACGAUCUCUGUACACUCCUUGCUGGUACCAACCUCAAGGAUACGUGCCGCUUGGUGCAAGAAGAUGUAGACGCAGUUGUGAAAUGGUCCCAUGACAAUGGCAUUGUAUUAAACUCCGAAAAAACUAAGCUACUCAUCAUUCAUUCACCUUUUUUGUAUCUCUCUGAUUCACCUCCUUCUUUAUUCACUCAUAGCUUUAACUGUAUACAUAAUAACUUCAUCAAUUGCGAAUGUAAACCUAUAGAAAAAGUAAACUGUGUAACUUACCUUGGAGUUAAAGUAGAUUGUAACUUUUCUUGGUCAGCUCAUAUAGACUAUAUUAUCAAUAAAUUAAGAUUGUUGCUUAGCAAAUUUUACCACUUAAGUUUCAAAGUUCCUCUUAGCACGUUAAAAUGUAUAUACUUUGCAUUAGUAGACUCAAUCUUGGGUUAUGCCCUUGAUUGCUAUGGCCUUACAUUCAAAACCUAUAUUGACAAAUUAGAAGCAAUACAAAUCAGAUUUCUAAAGUUACUGGUAAAUAAAAAGACUAAAAAUAAUUGCAAAGGAGACUACAGUAAAUUAUUCAAAAUUUGUAAAAUUCUUCCCGUACAUUUAAAACAUAAAUACCUUUUGGCUAUUAACCACCAUGGCAAUCAAGAGCAUGACCAACUAUCUUUAGCAAGCCAUAGCUAUGGCACGAGGUCGGUGUGCGCGGGCAAAUUCGAAGUCCCUAGAGUUAAUAAUUACUAUGGCGAUAGAACUCUAAAAAAGAGACUUCCCUAUUUGCUUAAUAGUUUGCCUGAGAACAUCCGUCUAGAACCAAAUAAAAGUAAAUAUAAAAAAUUACUUAAACAACACCUUCUAGACUCGUGUCCUAGCUAACUUAUUGUAUGUUAUUAAUUGACUAUUAGAUAUAAGUUUAUUAUUAGUAGAGACUCUUUUCCUGCAGACAAACUGUUUAAACAGUUUUGCAGGGCAUUGAUAAUUGUAUUUUUAGUAUUAAGAUUUAAUAAAAUAAAUAAAUAAAUAAA